GGUGCGUGCAUAAUCGAGGCCGGAAUCGAGCAGCUCACACACCUCGCUACCAAGCACUGUCGCAGAUGUACCGUAUUGCUAUACUCUAAGAAAUCCGAAAGAAAAUUAAAACAAUAUAUUGUCAAUUAAAAAAUAAUAGCAGCGUACAUCUUGCGCGGUGGCGUGGAUCGCGGGUGUACCACGAUCGGAAGAUCUUCGAUCGUUUGAAAGUACGAGAGACUCCGGUUCGUCUUCAUAAACCGUACAUUGAGCCGUUGUAGUCGGCUUUUCUAAGCGGAUUGCAAAUCGCUCAGAGUGUGACACGAUUGCAGCUCAAAGUCAAAUUGCUCAAAGUGUAAUAUUCUCGAAGAGGAAGAAUCGUAAGCGGGCCAUCCCCGUUUAGUCAUGAAUUCUGAAGUAGAAACGACAAAUCCGCAGAAUGAAGAUUCCGAUGUCGCAAGCGAUCUUCGCGAAAAAGGUAAAAGUGCGGUCAACGAAAACACAUUCACGGAUGUUUUACGUGAGGCGACCGCCGAUGUAUUAAAAAAAAAAAUUCAGGAAAUAAAAGAGGAUGUUCUGGGGCAUGUUAACGGCCGUAUUAACGACAUGAUGUUAGAGAUUCAGAAGAAGAUAGAAGUACCUAUCGCUAAAAAUGGGGAAUUUUUGUACAGUUCGAAUAAAUAUCGUGACAAAAGGGAAUCCACCAAGAGUGACACGCUGGGGGAUAAGGAGUUCCUCGAAAGAAACUCAUUAUUCACCGAUCUUUUCAGUAUCUCACACAUUCGCACGGUAUACAAUCUAUUCAUGGUAAUCUUCAUAAUCUUGCUUUCUAACACUGUCGCAUCGGAUAUCACGGAAUCAGGAACGAUCCGCGUUGGUACCGAUACAAUACUGAUGUGUUUCGAAAAGUUUCCAACGUGCAUGUACAUUUGGUCCCUCAUGCAAACUUCGACACUGGGUGUCUACGUGGGUUUCAUCUUAUGGGCGUACCAGCGACUCCGAUUCUUGCCAAAAUCCUUCAUCCGAAAAUUUUGGGAUUACGGCUGGGUAUCAGCAUUUAUAUCGUAUCAAAUUCUAUUUUUUAUCGUUCCUACCAAAGCGGUAAUUGAAACAAAACUUGCUAUAGCUUGCAGGUUAAUUGUUCUCUUAGAACAAAUACGCAUGAUAAUGAAGAGUCACGCUUUCGUCAGAAGCGCGGCGUCCAGAUUUUUAUCGUAUAAACCUCAUAGCGAAACUCCGCAGCCGAGUGGCCCUAAGUUCUCGCAAUUUCUGUAUUUCCUGUUCGCACCGACUCUUGUGUACCGCGACGAAUAUCCCAGGACAAAAAAGAUUAGGUGGAUGGUGGUAAUUCAGAAUUUCAUCGAAUUCGGCGUAACGAUCUUCUGUUUUGCCUUUAUCAUGGAUCACCUUAUACUACCGGUCUACAACGUGUUCGGAACACAGCCUUUGGAACGGAAGUGGCUUGUCAAGAACAUGAUCGACUCUAGUAUCCCUGCUCUUUUCUUCUUGCUUACCGCACAUUACCUCCUGCUGCACGCGUGGAUGAACGCCUGGGCUGAAAUGCUGCGGUUCGCCGACCGAUUGUUUUACAAGGACUGGUGGAACUCCACGACUUAUCAUGCGUACUACCGCACGUGGAACGUGGUGGUGCACGACUGGCUGUACACGUACAUCUACAAGGACAUGUACGAGAUCGUGGUGCCGCGUAACCGGGUGCUGGCAGCCACGGCCGUAUUUCUUACCUCUGCCAUCGUCCAUGAGUAUAUACUCUCGUUCGCAUUCGGCUUCUUCUACCCGGUGAUGUUCGUCCUGUUUGGCGGUAUAGGCUUCGCCUUGUUCUUUGUCCGCAAGUUCGUCACCAGUAACAUCUUUAUAUGGCUGAGCUGGAGCUUGGGUAACGGUAUCAUGUUCUGUCUGUACUCGAUAGAGUCUUACGCCCGAAUCAACUGUCCACCUCAUUCUAAUUACUAUUUGGACCUGUUCAUACCGCGAAGCUGGAGCUGUCAAGAAAAAUUUAACGUCUGAUCAUUUCGUGAACGUAACGUGUGGACGGUAAAAUCUUCGUGGGACGAUGGAUUCCCUUCGCUCUGGAAUCAGAUACUAUUUGAGAGAUAUACUAUUAUGUACAAGUUUGUAUAAUCAGUUCAGCAUUAAACUGCAAUAGAGCGAUGAAUAAUUUGUUGACAUAAAAAAUCGUAAUCGUAAGAAGAUUAACGGCGGGUUAGACUUAAUUGUUAGUGAAUUGUGAUAAUUAUUCAUUAGCAAUAAUGAUAAUAGUGGCAAUUGGUUUACAGAAUUGCACCGUAUUAAUUUCUUUUUUACUUCAUUUUUGAAUAAUUACAACUCUUUCUAUACUGAUAAAAUUUCGAAACCGACAAAAAUGUUUUUUUACAUUUUUUCUGCAAAAAAGAACCAACCGUUAUCAUAAUUAAUGACGUACCCUAUUAACAAUUUUCAAAUUACUUCAUACAAAAACGACAUAAUAUUGUCUACUCUCUCUACUCUAUCACAUUUCUCAGUGAAAAUUAUUAACUUUACGAUCGAAAACCGUAAAAAAAUUCAGUCUAAUUUGUUUUUUUCGAAGAUGUUAUAUUGUUGUGAUUUUCUAAUAUAAUUUAUGAAAAUAAUAUAAUUUAGACCUUAAUCAAUGAAAGCGAAAUCUGUAUGCCGAAAGCACGCGGUGUAUCAUGAAUGCCCGGAAGUAAUCUUAUGAGAUAACAUGCUCGAAUUUCUAACUAAUUGUAAUAUUAAAUUAGCUGUAAAGAGGAAUUACGUUAUUAAAGAUACAAUGCACGAAGAUUUAUAUAAAAAGAAA
Messenger RNA from Wasmannia auropunctata (little fire ant), 2794 nucleotides. Its product is annotated as sterol O-acyltransferase 1-like. The record is from RefSeq and is a predicted model, not a curated record. NCBI's taxonomy places the organism in Eukaryota, Metazoa, Arthropoda, Insecta, Hymenoptera, Formicidae. Bases 385 to 2004 code for a protein of 539 amino acids. Gene Ontology annotation, cellular component: endoplasmic reticulum membrane. The transcript is spliced from 9 exons. Gene Ontology annotation, biological process: cholesterol metabolic process.